GGGGAACAGAUUUAAAUGAAAAAAGUUCUGAGCAAAGCUUCUUUGCAAACUUUCUUUCCCCCCAAAAAAAAAGGCUGCCGAUGGGGCAGGUGGGCGGAAUGACCGGGACGAGAAGGCUGAGGUGGAAAAGGCGACUGGGUUUCCUGGUGUUGCUGACAGCCCUCGCGAUCUCCUUGGCCACUUUCAGCCUGGCUGUGGCAGCUCUGUCCUGGGUCGAGUGUCGCAGUCUCUCGCGGUCGCUCCAGGCUUGGCAGAACAACGUUGAGCAGCAAGGGGAUAAGUCAACACUGCUCGAAAGCAUCCAUCCAGACCUGCCACAGGACUCGGGGAGUCCUGGGGUAAGGCUGAGUUUCCUGCAGGAGCUGCUGGAGAGCAAGAGGUUGACAAGGAUAAGGAGGGAACGGCGAAAAGUUCCUGGAGUUAAGAACAAACUGCCUAUUGCAGCUCAUUUCGAAGUGGUGCCCAAUAAUGCUGAUGGGACGUAUAUAGUUGAACAGGGUGGGAUCAUCAGGCAGUGGUCAGAAUGCCAGUUACAAGUGAAAAAUGCGUUGUUGUACAACAAUAAAACCGGAGAGUUCACCGUUCUCAAAGAGGGUCUCUACUACAUGUACAGUCAGGUUCACUGCGAUGACAACACCACGGCCUACUUAAAAUUGGAUGUGAAGGUGGACAAUGUAGUGACCUUUAAGUGUUUGCAGGGUUUACCACCGACCCCACCUUACAGCCAGCAUUCAUGUCAAGCGUCUGGUUUAAUCCGGCUCCAGAAGAGAUCUCAGAUCAGAAUAUACAGCAUCGCCGGGGUGCACCUGAAAGCCAAAACAUUCGCCUACUUUGGACUCUUUAAGCUUUAAAAGGGCCACGCCCAUGUCCGUGUGUCUGUGUGUGUGUGUGCGUCCGUGUCCGUCUGUUGUGUGUGUGUCUGUCUGUCUGUGUCUGUCUGUCUGUGUGUGGAGACUGCUGCAUAUCUCCCAGACUUUUCAAACAGAGGAACCACAGCUUCAAAGAUAGAGAGAGGCUCUGAUGAAGAGUCACACAGACUCAAAGUUUCUCUCUCCACAAGAUGCUGCCAGACCUGCUGAGUUUUUUCUGACAUAUUCUGUUUUUAUUAUGGAGAGAGUUUUCUUGUGCCUUUUGUUGGCUGGUUUGGUGAGCCACUUACCCGCUAAUGGGACAUUACCUUCCAAUUGAACAGGCAACUGGCGCUACCUCCUCUUCCCCCUCCCUCUGCCCGGCUCCUGAUCGCCACCUAGCGUCUUCUGCCGGAGGCAUGGGGGGUGGGGUGGGAAUGGCAGAGGGGGAAAGGAUUCAGCUGCGAUGCCCUGCGGGGUCGAACAGCCAGCCGUCCCGGGGUCGUGGGAGAAGAAGAGCCGGCAGGCCGGCACCUGUGUCUGUGGCAGGAGGAGGUGCAAGGGGCAAUGGUGCCUGGGGUCUUAAACAAAAACAGAAAAUGGCUGGAAAAACUCAGCAGGUCUGACAGCCUGAGAGAAAAACAGAGUCAACGUUUCGAGUCCAUGUGACUCUU
Carcharodon carcharias (great white shark) is the source of this 1522-nucleotide messenger RNA. It is a transcript of the gene tnfsf12, whose product is annotated as TNF superfamily member 12. The transcript is spliced from 6 exons. Gene Ontology annotation, biological process: immune response. Gene Ontology annotation, molecular function: receptor ligand activity; tumor necrosis factor receptor binding. Gene Ontology annotation, cellular component: membrane. NCBI's taxonomy places the organism in Eukaryota, Metazoa, Chordata, Chondrichthyes, Lamniformes, Lamnidae. The record is from RefSeq and is a predicted model, not a curated record. Bases 81 to 851 code for a protein of 256 amino acids.